UCGACAAUACCGAAUAACAACGACAUUAUAUCGAAAACAAUAGUCGAAUAAGCCACGUGUAAAUAAAACUGACAUUGCCCUUGAAACAGCGUAACGUCGUAAUAAGUAUCGACACAGUCAAGUACAAUCGAAUCGAAGUUGCGGAGCGCAACUCUAGCUGGCUGGCGGCGAGCGGCGGCUGCACGCAGGUGUUGCUUGUGCCUUGUUUCCGAGCACAUUCGCGCCCAGACCGCCGGACGCGAUGGGCGUUCCCCACGUCGGUACGACCGUGUCUCCCGCCGAGCGAGCGCUCGAGCGACCGCGACGACCCCACCUGUUGAUCGUCGACGAUUCCAGGGAAGCACGGGCUGUCGAAGGAGUGUGGCCAGCCGAGAGUUUGGAAGGUCCGUCAGCGGUGCGUGGUAGCUCGGUGGACUACGCGGCUGCGUUGCUCCUAGCAGCAAUGGCUGCCGUACUACUCGCUGCCGUGGGCUACCAGUGCGCGGCUACAUGGAGGUGGAUUAUGGGCAGAUCCGUUUGGUGCAGGACUCGGCGGGACUCCGAGGAUAGUAACUGCGACUCCCUCUCGCGACAAGCCGCCAUCCGCAUCAGCCACUCCCUCCCUGAUCUGCAGACCGAACCCCUGAAGCAGGAGUACGUGCAGGAGCAUAAGGAUCCUGCUAAAAAGGUUCUUCGCCAGACGACCCUGCCGAUCGUCCCGACUCGCCACCAAACCUUCCAGCGCCAGCUAUCGCACAGGCUCGACCUGCCAUCCAUCCAGUUCAGCAUCUGCAGUCUGGAGAGAGCUGACUCCUCCAUUGGACUCAUCAAGCCGGAACUGUACAAGAACGAGUUGGUUCGCCAGUCGUCCACGGACAGCGCCGAGUUGGAGUUCUGCGGGAAACUGCACUUUGCUCUCAAAUAUGAUCAGGAAGUCGAGGCUUUGGUGGUCAAGAUCUUUGAAGCUCGUGAUCUGCCGAUUAAGGACGUGACUGGCAGCAGUGACCCUUACAUCAAGGUGUUCCUCCUUCCUGAUCGCAAGAAGAAGUUCCAGACUAAAGUUCAUCGCAAGAACCUGAACCCUGUCUUCAAUGAGACCUUCUUGUUCAGCGUGCCCUACGAGGAACUCCGUCAGCGUUACAUCCAGUUCUCCGUAUACGACUUCGAUCGGUUCAGCCGUCACGACCUGAUUGGGCACGUCGUGCUCAAGGGACUCCUGGAGUCAGCUGAUCUUCAACAAGAGAUCGAAUACACGAUGAAUAUUCUGGCUGCGCCUCAGGAGAAGAAGGAUCUUGGGGAGUUGAUGCUAUCGCUGUGUUACCUGCCCACUGCUGGCCGGCUUACGGUCACUGUCAUAAAAGCUCGAAACCUGAAAGCAAUGGAUAUCAAUGGAUCUUCAGACCCCUACGUAAAGAUCUGCCUGAUCUGCCAGGGCAAGCGCAUCAAGAAGAAGAAGACGACUGUCAAGAAGAAUACUCUGUCGCCCGUGUACAACGAGGCUCUUGUCUUCGACCUGCCCGCUGAUAACGUCUAUGACAUCACUCUGCUUGUCAAAGUUAUUGACUACGAUAGGAUUGGUCCCAACGAGCUGAUUGGCUGCACAGCCAUUGGCUCUACCUUGAUUGGUAUUGGCCGCGACCACUGGCUACAAAUGUUGGACAACCCGCGCAAACCCGUCGCCCAGUGGUACCCACUCAACAAGAGUCCUCCUGCGAACAUCACUCUACCCAGCAAUGAUGCUCAGAACUCAGGACUCAGCUGCUUAAAUGGAAGAUGAAGAGAUGGCGUAAAAAUGACUGAAGAAACUACCAUCAAUUUAUUGAAGGCUUGGACGUGAACAGGUAUUCUCCUGAUGCCAAAUGCUUAUAGUAAUGUGAUUAUCAUACGGUUGUAGGUCCCAUUUACUGUAGCGAAGAGAAUCAAUGUUAACUGAUAUUGUGUAGAGAAAGAAUAGAAUAGAUGUGUUGAAGUAGACGAAGAAUUUAUUCAAUAGAAAUUCUAAUUGUUUAUACAUAGAUGGUGUAUUAUUUGUAGGCGUAGUUUGGAUAUAACGUAAUCAUAUCAUUCAUACAUUUCUAUACUAUUUGUCUAUACUUUAUUAACCCUGUAUUUUAUCACGUUUAUACAAUAUUUCUAUUUACACCUCGGAACGCACACUUUGUAUUCAAGACUUACUCACGUCAUGAACAUAAUUAUAUAAUUAAAUAUAAAUGUUGUAUAGUUGUUGUCUUUAACUUUAAGCGUGUUAACUGUCACAUCUAACUCUUACUACUGCGUUUACGAUUUGUUGAAAAUGUAUGAAUGUUCCAAACAUUCCUUUGUCGGACAAUAAUUUAGAUUUCAUUAUUAUAUUGGUAUUACGCGAAAUAUUAAAAGAGAUACAUAA
Messenger RNA from Trichoplusia ni (cabbage looper), 2365 nucleotides. Its product is annotated as synaptotagmin-10-like. The transcript has 11 exons. Gene Ontology annotation, cellular component: membrane. Gene Ontology annotation, molecular function: phosphatidylserine binding; SNARE binding; calcium-dependent phospholipid binding. Bases 242 to 1756 code for a protein of 504 amino acids. The record is from RefSeq and is a predicted model, not a curated record. NCBI's taxonomy places the organism in Eukaryota, Metazoa, Arthropoda, Insecta, Lepidoptera, Noctuidae. Gene Ontology annotation, biological process: regulation of dopamine secretion; cellular response to calcium ion; calcium-ion regulated exocytosis.